Molecule: messenger RNA, 151 nt
Organism: Candidula unifasciata
Lineage: Eukaryota; Metazoa; Mollusca; Gastropoda; Stylommatophora; Geomitridae
Source: the annotation of a GenBank genome assembly
ACCUUACUGUCAAAGUGUGCUCAUGGAGGGACACAAAACACAAAUGAGAGUUUUCAUAAUUCCAUUUGGCAGAGAUGCCCAAAGACUGGAUUUGUUGGAAGGCCAAGACUAACUCUUGCAGUUUAUGAUGCUACUGUUGUUUUUAAUGAUG